GUCGCCAGAGGGGCGGGGGAGACGACGACGAGGGAGGAGGAGCAGCAGGAGGAAGGAGGAGGAGGAGGAGGACACACCUGCACCGUCACACGCAGCCGCAGCCGCCCGCCGCCUUUCGCCGCUCGCCUCGCCUCGCCUCGGCCCCUCGUUCCUCCCUCGGACCUCCGCCGCUUCCUCGCUAAGAUGGCUGACCCCGGCAGCGACGGAGAGGUGGCGGAGGGCGCGCGCGGCUUCGCUCGCCAGGGAGCUCUCCGCCAGAAGAACGUCCACGAAGUGAAGAACCACAAGUUCAUCGCGCGCUUCUUCAAGCAGCCCACCUUCUGUAGCCACUGCACCGACUUCAUCUGGGGCUUUGGCAAGCAGGGCUUCCAGUGCCAAGUCUGCUGCUUUGUGGUCCACAAGCGCUGUCAUGAAUUUGUCACCUUUUCCUGUCCCGGAGCCGACAAGGGGCCCGCCUCAGACCAGGAUCCUCGUAGUAAACACAAAUUUAAGGUGCACACGUACUCCAGCCCGACCUUUUGUGACCACUGCGGUUCACUCCUCUACGGGCUGAUGCACCAGGGCAUGAAAUGUGACCACUGCAUGAUGAACAUCCAUAAGCGCUGCGUGGCUAACGUGCCCAGCCUGUGUGGGACGGAUCACACGGAGAGGAGAGGGCGCAUCCAAAUUUCGGCUCGAAUCAACGAGGACAGGCUCACCGUCACGAUCAAAGAGGCCAGGAACUUGGUCCCCAUGGACCCCAACGGCCUGUCGGACCCCUACGUGAAGCUCAAACUGGUCCCUGAUCCCAAGAGUGAGAGCAAGCAGAAGACCAAGACCAUUAAAAGCUGCCUCAACCCCACCUGGGAUGAGACCUUCACUUUCAACCUGAAAGAAAGUGACAAUGGCCGCCGUCUGUCCGUGGAGAUCUGGGAUUGGGACUUGACCAGCAGGAACGACUUCAUGGGAGCUCUGUCUUUUGGCGUCUCGGAGCUGCAGAAACAAGGAGUAGACGGCUGGUUCAAGCUUCUGUCCCAGGAGGAAGGAGAGUAUUUUAACGUUCCCGUCCAGCCCGAUGGCGAAGACGGCAACGAGGAGCUGCGAGAAAAGUUUGCAAGGGCAAAGGUGGGCCCGGGGAAGCCGUCAGACUCCUCCUCUUCCUCCGUCAGCAAGUACGACAGCAAUGGCAACCAGGACCGCAUCAAGCUCUCCGACUUCAACUUCAUCAUGGUCCUGGGGAAGGGCAGCUUUGGCAAGGUGAUGCUGGCCGAGAGGAAAGGUACCGACGAGUUGUACGCCGUCAAGAUCCUGAAGAAGGACGUGGUGAUCCAGGACGAUGACGUGGAGUGCACUAUGGUGGAGAAGAGGGUCCUGGCUCUGGCCGGGAAGCCUCCUUUCCUCACACAGCUGCACUCCUGCUUCCAGACCAUGGACCGAUUGUAUUUUGUGAUGGAGUAUAUUAACGGAGGGGACCUCAUGUACCAGAUCCAACAAGUGGGGAAGUUCAAGGAGCCCCAUGCUGUCUUCUAUGCCGCUGAGAUCGCCACGGGCCUCUUUUUCCUCCACGUCAAAGGGAUCGUGUAUCGGGACCUCAAGCUGGACAACGUGAUGCUGGACUCGGAAGGCCACAUAAAGAUCGCCGACUUCGGCAUGUGCAAGGAGAACAUGAACGACAGCGUCACCACAAAGACGUUCUGCGGAACCCCGGACUACAUCGCACCCGAGAUCAUAGCCUACCAGCCCUAUGGCAAGUCUGUAGACUGGUGGGCCUUUGGAGUUCUACUCUAUGAAAUGCUUGCAGGGCAGCCACCUUUCGACGGAGAGGAUGAAGACGAGUUGUUCCAGUCCAUCAUGGAGCAUCACGUCUCCUACCCAAAAUCCAUGUCUAAAGAGGCGGUCGCAAUCUGCAAGGGGCUGAUGACCAAGAAUCCAGGCAAGCGUCUGGGCUGUGGCCCCGAGGGCGAGAGGGACAUCAAGGAGCACGCCUUCUUCCGCUACAUCGACUGGGAAAAACUGGAGAGUAAAGAAGUUCAGCCGCCUUUCAAGCCGAAAUCUUGCGGGCGUGACGCCGAGAACUUUGACCGCUUUUUCACACGCCACCCCCCAGAGCUGACCCCCCCAGAUCAGGAGCUUAUAGCCAACUUGGACCAGGACGAGUUCCAAGGCUUCUCAUUUCUUAACCCUGAGUACCCUCACACUUCUCACUGACCGUGCCACACACACACACACACACACACACACGCCGCCGUCGGCCUCCCACGUAAGACAGCCGGGGGAAAGUCGCCAUCGUCGCUCACGUCCGGGCCGGGGAAGUGAGCGUUGUUCGCUGGGACAACCAACAAAAUCCAACUAGCGUAGUUUGUGGCCAGAAGAAGAACUUGUCAGCUUUGAGCUGCAGCCACGCGGACCUCAACUGUGGCAAGCUUUACUCAGCUCGACGCCAUGCUAGCAUGGAAACGGGAGUUCAGAAAAAACUAGUGGUAUUAAAAAAAAUCAUCGUAAUCAAUUACCGUAUUUUCCGGGCUAUAGAGCGUACCGGUAUUUAAGUCGCACCCACUAAACUUUAGAAGAAAUAAACAUUUUUACAUAUAUUAGGUGUAUACCAGGAUGAAAUAUAUUUGUAAAUGUUUAUUUACAUUAAUUGUUUCCAAACAGGGCAGUAAAACGGCUGAUCAAAAAAAACAGAAGUCAUGGUCAAGCUGCGAAAGCUCGCUCUCCAAUCAGCUGAACAGACUCAAUGGUGAAUUUACGAAAGUGAAACAACACAAAAAGUAGUAAGUUAAUAGUACUAACACAGACACUUGUUAAUGUGUUAGCAUGUUCACUGAACCUAACGACGCUCACGUCCGGGCCGGGGAAGUGAGCGUUGUUCGCUGGGACAACCAACAAAAUCCAACUAGCGUAGUUUGUGGCCAGAAGAAGAACUCGUCAGCUUUGAGCUGCAGCCACGCGGACCUCAACUGUGGCAAGCUUUACUCAGCUCGACGCCAUGCUAGCAUGGAAACGGGAGUUCAGAAAAAACUAGUGGUAUUAAAAAAAAUCAUCGUAAUCAAUUACCGUAUUUUCCGGGCUAAGUCGCACCCACUAAAUUUGAGAAGAAAUAAACAUUUUUACAUAUAUUAGGUGUAUACCAGGAUGAAAUAUAUUUGUCAAUGUUUAUUUACAUUAAUUGUUUCCAAACAGGGCAGUAAAACGGCCGAUCAAACAAAACAGAAGUCAUGGUCAAGCUGCGAAAGCUCGCUCUCCAAUCAGCCGAACAGACUCAAUGGGGAAUUUACGAAAGUGAAACAACACAAAAAGUAGUAAGUUAAUAAUACUAACACAGACACUUGUUUUUAAUGUGUUAGCAUGUUCACUGAAGCUAACGACGCUGGCCUGAUUACAUUACGAAAUAUGCAUGAAAACACUCCUACACAUGUCACACAUGGGACGCUUUAGUCCGUUAGAAUUGUUUUAGUUAUAUUGUAAAACUCAAGAGUUGUCGCUUGGAGUGAAGAAUGCUUUCGAGCAUGAAUGGACUGUUAUACUUCCGGUUGCAGGAAGUACAUUUUCAACCCGCAGCACCUGCAGUGAGCAAACCGCUCCAAAAGAUGGCGCCAUAGCACAAACAAUAAAACCCCUUUUCAGUGUAUGCAAGUUAUUUCUGCGAAGAAAUAAAGUAGGCGCGCCGUUUUAUAAGCCGCAGGGUUCAAAGCUAGGGGAAAAAAGUAACUGCUUAUAGUCCGGAAUAUACGGUAAUUACUCGUUCUCACCACAGUUUGGAGUCAAAUUGCCAUUUCUACUUGAUCCAGUCAGUUCUUCAUUUAUUUACAGCGGGUUUGUACACCAAAAUAUUAGCACGACGACGUAAGGAGAUUCAGUAUUGAGAGCUGGGAAAUGAUACGUGGCAAAUGUGCACUACCUUUUGUAAAAGCAGAAUAUUUGAGCUGCAGCCACGCGGACCUCAACUAUGGCGAGCUUUACUCCGCUCGACGCCAUGCUAGCAUGGAAACGGGAGUUCAGAAUAAACUAGUGGUAUUAAAAAAAAUCAUCGUAAUCAAUUACCGUAUUUUCCGGGCUAUAGAGCGUACCGGUAUUUAAGCCGCACCCACCAAAUUUGAGAAG
Nerophis lumbriciformis (worm pipefish) is the source of this 4083-nucleotide messenger RNA. RefSeq names its product protein kinase C beta type-like. Gene Ontology annotation, biological process: protein phosphorylation. The record is from RefSeq and is a predicted model, not a curated record. Lineage: Eukaryota; Metazoa; Chordata; Actinopteri; Syngnathiformes; Syngnathidae. Gene Ontology annotation, molecular function: diacylglycerol-dependent serine/threonine kinase activity; zinc ion binding; ATP binding.